UGUGUACAUGCUGUGGACUGUCAUGGAAGCCGCCAUACGCCUAUCGAAACUGUAAAGAUCAUAUUUUGUUGGUGAUUUCUUGUAAAUAUGAGUUAUUUGUUGCGGCUGGGGCCUUCGUUUGCCCGCAUUCAUGUCCGUCUGUGCCACCAGAGUGUUUACAACAGCCAUGCAAACGCGCGGGGAGUGACAGUGAACCUUGGGGAAAAGAAACUAGAGAUUUCUACGGGGAAAUUUGCCCGCUUUGCUGAUGGAUCUGCUGUGGUACAGUUUGGGGAUACCUCCGUGAUGGCAACUGCUGUAAGCAAAACCAAGCCCUCGCCAUCUCAGUUUAUGCCUCUUGUGGUGGACUACAGACAAAAAGCAGCUGCUGCAGGUCGAAUCCCCACUAACUACUUGAGACGGGAGAUGGGCACCACCGAUAAUGAGAUCCUCACCAGCAGACUAAUAGACAGGUCAAUUAGACCACUUUUCCCUUCUGGUUACUUUUAUGACACUCAGAUACUAUGUAACCUUCUCGCGGUUGAUGGUGUCAAUGAUCCAGAUGUGCUGGCUAUCAAUGCAGCUUCUGCUGCUCUGGCGCUGUCCGACAUCCCUUGGAAUGGACCCAUAGGUGCUGUGCGUGUGGGCAUGCUAGACGGACAGUUGUUGAUCAAUCCCACCAGGGCAGAGAUGACUUCCAGCACUCUUAAUCUGAUUGUGGCUGGAUCUCCCAGCAGUCAAGUGGUGAUGAUUGAGGCAUCGGCUGAGAAUGUGCUUCAGCAGGACUUCUGCCAUGCGCUGAAGGUGGCCGUCAAACACACGCAGCAGAUCAUAUUUGCCAUCCAGCAGCUGGUCCGAGAACAGAAUGUCACCAAACGCACCCCGGUUAAGGUCUUCUCAGCCCCGACAGACAUUGUGCAACAUGUCAGACAAUUAGCUUCUGAGAGGAUCUAUGCUGUUUUCACAGAUUAUUCCCAUGAUAAGAUUUCUAGAGAUGAAGCCAUCAACAAAAUUCGACUCGAAACAGAAGAAGAGCUAAAAGAAAAAUUCCCUCAGGCUGAGGCUUUUGAAGUCAUUGAGUCCUUCAACUCUGUGAGCAGAGAAAUCUUCCGCAAUUUAGUGCUAAAAGAGUACAGGAGGUGUGAUGGGAGGGAACUGACCGCUCUGAGGAACAUUUCUUGUGACGUAGACCUCUUUAAGCCACUCCAUGGCUCAGCUCUCUUUCAAAGAGGACAAACACAGGUGCUGUGCAGCAUCACAUUUGAUUCCUUGGAAUCCAGUAUCAAAGCAGACAUUAUCACCACAGCUUUGAGUGGCAUCAAGGACAAAAACUUCAUGCUACAUUAUGAGUUCCCUCCAUAUGCAACCAAUGAAACUGGAAAGAUGGGAGGAAUGAACAGGAGAGAGCUUGGUCAUGGUGCACUGGCUGAAAAGGCUCUGAGACCUGUCAUUCCUAAAGACUUCCCAUUCACUAUUAGAGUAACUGCUGAGGUGCUGGAGUCAAAUGGAUCCUCCUCAAUGGCUUCAGCAUGUAGCGGGAGCCUGGCACUAAUGGAUGCAGGUGUUCCCAUCUCCUCUGCUGUAGCAGGUGUUGCCAUUGGCCUCAUCUCUCAGGCCAGUGAAGAGAAACCUGCUGAGAUCCAAGACUACAGAAUACUAACUGAUAUUCUGGGAAUCGAGGAUUACCUUGGAGACAUGGACUUCAAACUGGCAGGAACAAGCAAGGGCAUCAAUGCUUUGCAGGCUGAUGUGAAGAUUCCAGGUCUGCCUCUGAAGGUGGUCAUGGAGGCUAUCCAACAGGCCACAGUGGCAAAGAGGGAAAUCUUAGGCAUCAUGAACAAAUGUAUAGCAAAGCCAAGACAAACUAGAAAAGAGAAUGGACCUGUUGUUGAAAACGUCCGGGUGCCAGUGUCUAGACGAGCUCGCUUUGUUGGUCCAGGAGGAUACAACCUCCGCAGGUUACAGGCUCAAACAGGUGUGACAAUAAGUCAGGUGGAUGAGGAGACUUUCUCUGUAUUCGCUCCAUCGCCGGGAGCCAUGAACGAAGCUCAAGACUUCAUCAGUGAGAUCUGCAAAGAUGAUCAAGAGCUACAGCUGGAGUUUGGUUCUAUCUACACAGCAACAAUCACAGAAAUAAGGGACAUUGGUGUGAUGGUGAAACUGUAUCCCAACAUGAACGCUGUCCUGCUGCACAACUCACAACUUGACCAUAAAAGGAUCAAACACCCUACUGCUUUGGGGUUAGAGGUGGGGCAGCAGAUACAGGUCAAGUACUUUGGCCGAGACCCAACAGACGGCAGAAUGAGACUUUCACGUAAGGUGCUCCAGUCUCCUGCUGCAACUGUCGUGAAGACAAUGAGUGAUAAACAGAGCAUCUCCAUGGGUCCAAGCAACAGCACCACAACCAACACUGAUUUGUGACCUGCCAGCACAGCAAGCCAACUUAAUGAUUUUUUUUUUUUCUUAAUAACUGACUUUUGAAAAAUAUACCAAACCAAGAUCUUCAGUUUUUCCCACAAACUGUUCCAGAGUUGAACCUAAAGAAUGUUGCAGAGUUGUUGUUGGAAUGGCCGUGAAGUCACCUCCUCCGGAAUGAAGUGCAUCUCAUCAAAUACAGUGUCCUACAUACUGUGCUUCAGCAAAAGAGCACAAACUGAGAGGAACCCUCUAAAGAGAAUGAGUGGGACACGUGUUGUAUUUUUAAAAAUACCCUUUAAUGGUGGCCUAUUUUCACAGCAUCUGUUUGUCUGGUUGGAUUUUCCUAUAUCUUCCCUCAACACAGUCAUCCAUCCGCGUUCACCCAGCAUACAUGGAACAAACUGAUGAAAGUCAGUGAAAACGUACGUAAAACUAGUAGCUCAGUAGUACUACUGUAAAGCGAAUGUCUAAUUAUGGUUUUAUAUAUUCAUUUUUUGUUUCCUUUUCAAUAUUCGUAAAUAAAAUUAUGACUGUUG
Messenger RNA from Solea senegalensis (Senegalese sole), 2933 nucleotides. Its product is annotated as polyribonucleotide nucleotidyltransferase 1, mitochondrial. The record is from RefSeq and is a predicted model, not a curated record. The transcript is spliced from 28 exons. Gene Ontology annotation, biological process: mitochondrial RNA 3'-end processing; mitochondrial mRNA catabolic process. Gene Ontology annotation, cellular component: cytosol; mitochondrion. Gene Ontology annotation, molecular function: polyribonucleotide nucleotidyltransferase activity; 3'-5'-RNA exonuclease activity; RNA binding. NCBI's taxonomy places the organism in Eukaryota, Metazoa, Chordata, Actinopteri, Pleuronectiformes, Soleidae. The coding region runs from base 88 to 2400 and encodes 770 amino acids.